GUGGUGGGAUGCCAUGGUGGUGGGAAGCAGGAAGCUCUUUACAUGUGGGCUCUGCUUGUUGCUGUUGACCGUUGUGUCUUGCUGCUGUUGGAAGGUGGUGGAGGCAGAAGAAGGGAUGACUCAGGUAAUUUUCACCUGAAUGUAACAGCCUAGCUAAGCAUUCUACCCGGGAAUCUGUUUGUAAGGAGGUCAAAUGAGUUUUUUGUUUAAUACUGCGAAGGGGAAAGUUCACAUCACAGCUUGCAGGGGUUUAGCAUCCUUUCAGUGUAGUCUGCACACAUUGUGGCUCUUUUUCAUUUCUCUCCCUCAUGUCUACACAGCUGAUAUUUAACAAUUGACACAAAUUCGUGACAAAGUUCAGGUCUACUGGUACAGACAAUUCCACACACAGAGCCUGGAGCACCUUCACUUGAUCCAAACCUCCGCAGCCUCUUGUCUACGAAUUGGAGCACAGCAGGUUUCCAUAGCAAAGCUGCCAAAUUAUUUUCACAUCCUCUUCCAAGGUCCAUCAACAUGGCAGCAUCCAGAGUAAAAGCUGCUCACUGCAAAAAAGGUCGAGCUGGCCUGUAAGCGAGGUCACGUAACCGUAUUGAUGAGCUGCCCCGACACUCCAAAGAUGGUCUCUGUUUCUGAAAUUUCUCUGAAGAAUGUUAUGCCUUUUAAGACUCAUGUCUACAGGAAGACCUCUCAUGACAAAGCUGUUACAAUCUACAUAGGCAAGCGAGAUUUCAUUGACCAUGUAGAUGAGGUGGAACCUGUGGAUGGUGUGGUGUUGGUUGAUCCUGAUAUUGUAAAGGAGAAAAAAGUGUAUGUGACACUCACUUGUGCUUUUCGGUAUGGGCAAGAAGAUAUUGAUAUAAUGGGCCUGACUUUUCGGAAGGACCUAUAUUUUUGCAUGGUACAGGUAUACCCAUCGCUAGAAAAACAGAGACUGCUCUCCAGCUUGCAGGAAAGCCUAUUGAAUAAACUGGGUAAAAACGCACAUCCUUUUGUGUUAACAUUUCCAAACUAUCUACCUUGCUCAGUAUGCUUGCAGCCAGCUCCCAAGGAUGUCGAGAAGUGCUGUGGGGUGGAUUUUGAGGUCAAAGCGUUCUCAACAGAAAAUGUGGAAGAGAAGGUUCUCAAGAGGAACUCCGCACGCCUGCUGAUCCGCAAAGUCCAGUAUGCUCCAGAAGUGCCAGGACCCCAGCCUCACGCAGAGACCAGCUGGCAUUUUUUCCUGUCAAAGAAACCAUUGCACCUGAAGGCAUGCCUCAGCAAAGAGGUCUUUUACCACGGUGAGGCAAUCCCUGUUACGGUGACUGUGAUCAACAAUUCUGAUAAGGUGGUUAAGAAGAUCAGUGUGUCAGUGGAACAAGUUGCCAAUGUGGUACUGUACUCCAGUGAUUUCUACACCAAGACAGUAGCUCUGGAAGAGGCAGAGGAAAAGGUACAGCCCAACUGCAUCAUCUCAAAGACUAUAACAGUUCUGCCUUUGCUGUCAAACAAUCGAGUAAAACAAGGCAUAGCCCUGGAUGGGAAGCUAAAAGAUGAAGACACCAACUUGGCUUCUAGCACCAUUAUUAAAGAUGGGCUAGACAAGACAGUUCUGGGGAUCCUGGUUGCUUACAAGAUAAAGGUGAAGCUCACUGUCUCAGGUGAGGUGGCCAUGGAACUGCCCUUCCGUCUCAUGCACCCCAAGCGAGAGGAGGUAAACACAACAGGAAAAGAAAAUGACCAAGGUGACCUCAUGUUUGAGGAGUUCUCUCGCCAGCAGCUGAAAGAUGAGGAUGAGAAGGCGGAAUCACUAAAUGAUGAAUGACAGAAAAAGGAGGCUGAGCCAGCUAUGGAAGCCACACAAUUUGUGUCUAAUGGCAAACACAGAGGGAAGUAAUUCUAUUAAACAGCAGGAGGGUUUUAUUUUUUUAUGUCAGUUAACACUGGUCUCCCUCCCUUUUUUAGAAUAAAGAAAGAGAAUACUUGAGAUGAUUGUGGUGGUGGUUUUUAUUUAAAUCAGUUGCCUCGCUAUAAACAUCUAGUUGCAGUGGGAAGAGUGA
This is a messenger RNA of Lacerta agilis (Sand lizard), 2036 nucleotides long. RefSeq names its product S-antigen visual arrestin (gene SAG). The transcript is spliced from 15 exons. Gene Ontology annotation, biological process: G protein-coupled receptor internalization; signal transduction. NCBI's taxonomy places the organism in Eukaryota, Metazoa, Chordata, Lepidosauria, Squamata, Lacertidae. The record is from RefSeq and is a predicted model, not a curated record. Gene Ontology annotation, cellular component: photoreceptor inner segment; photoreceptor outer segment. Bases 593 to 1801 code for a protein of 402 amino acids. Gene Ontology annotation, molecular function: G protein-coupled receptor binding.